Molecule: messenger RNA, 1225 nt
Organism: Thalassophryne amazonica
Lineage: Eukaryota; Metazoa; Chordata; Actinopteri; Batrachoidiformes; Batrachoididae
Exons: 6
Coding region: 28-639 (203 amino acids)
Biological process (GO): folic acid metabolic process; tetrahydrofolate biosynthetic process; dihydrofolate metabolic process
Cellular component (GO): mitochondrion
Molecular function (GO): dihydrofolate reductase activity; NADP binding
Source: RefSeq, a predicted model, not a curated record
CACGCGCACAGCCUGCACACACCUGAGAUGGAAAGGAAGCACGAGGACGGCAGCGUGCAUCGGAAGCCUGUCCGCCUCAUAGCGGCGGCCUGUAACGGCAUGGGGAUCGGGAAGAACGGAAACCUGCCGUGGAAUUUACCAGCUGAGUUCCAGUACUUUCUGACAAGUGUCAGCAGAGUGUCACGACCAGGAAGGAUGAAUAUGUUGGUAUUUGGCAGACUGAGUUGGUUUUCCUGCCCGGAAAGUCUAUUCCCAAUGCCCAAUGUUCUUCAUGUGGUGCUGAGUAAAACACUGAGCUCUGUUCCCGAUCACGCUCACUUUGUGUGUCAGGACUUUGAGAGUGCAACCCGACUGGCAUCACAGCUGCCCCUCGCUGACCUCAUAGAGACCAUCUGGGUUGCAGGUGGAACUCGGGUGUACGAGGAUGCCCUGAUGCACCCCUGGUGUGACCUGAUUUACCUGACGGACAUCAUGGCCGAUUUCGACUGUGACGUGUUCUUCCCUCAGUUUGACAGGAGUGUGUUUAAAGUGCAAGACAGUUUUCCUGGCGUACCAACGGGAAUUCAGGAAGAGAACGGCAUCAAGUACAAAUUUCAAGUCUACAAGAAAGAAAUUUGUGAGGCGGUGUCGAGUCAGUAAAAUAUGAAGAAAACAGACUUUACUGGUGACUUCUUCUUCCUUUUAGUCCUCAAACCUCUGACAACUUUCAACACAUACUGAAGAAUCAUUUCCUGUAUAAACUGUAACCACUUGAAGUGCAAUAUGCAUCUUUCUCCUUGAACAGAAGAAUGAAUGAGCAUGUAUAUUUGAUGUCUGUGGCACCAUGUUUGAUAUUUUGUUGUUGUUCUGUGAUCUUCAGAUACACCGUGCAGUGCAACGGGACUUAGAGUAGUAACAUCUCAGAUCACCCCCAACUCCAGCAGUGCUGUACCACCCUAAAAAAAUAAAAUUAAAUAAGAGGCAAAAGUCACAUCAUCAUUCAGUCUCAUAAUGUGUAAAAUUUAAUCUGCAUGUUUUUAUGGAAAUGACUUUCAAUUAUUACAGCUUAAAUCAGUUUCUAUCUGCUGCGCAGUGAUUCUACUACUAGUAGCAUAGUAUUUAUCAGUAUUGUAGUGAUGAUUUGUGAAGAUAUGUCAUAGUACAGUUUGCAAAUGAAACAUCAGUGGAGAUUUAAACCAUAAUGUUUUAGUAGCUCUUAAACAUCCUGACACCAAGUUCAUUACAU